Perognathus longimembris pacificus (Pacific pocket mouse) is the source of this 3220-nucleotide messenger RNA. It is a transcript of the gene Fam124a, whose product is annotated as family with sequence similarity 124 member A. Lineage: Eukaryota; Metazoa; Chordata; Mammalia; Rodentia; Heteromyidae. The coding region runs from base 75 to 1694 and encodes 539 amino acids. The transcript is spliced from 4 exons. The record is from RefSeq and is a predicted model, not a curated record.
CCGGCCAGGGCCGGGCCGGGCCAGGCCGGGCAGGGGCGGCCCGGAGGGAGCAGAGCGCGGUCGAGACGCGCGCCAUGGACCCGAAAGCGGGCGGCGGUGGCGAGGAGGACGACUGCGUGGACUCGGGAGCCGAGACCGGAGGGUCCGACUACAGCCACUUGUCCUCUACCAGCAGUGAGCUUUCCGUGGAGGAGGCGCAAGACCCUUUCCUGGUGAGCAUCCACAUCAUCUCGGACCCUGGAGAGUCCCAGCCGCUGCAGGAGGCCAUCGACAAGGUGCUGGCGUGGAUCCACCCGGACCUCCCGCUAUUCCGGGUGUCAGAACGACGGGCUGGCCGGCACAGGCGGCGGAAGCCCCCCAAGGACGCGCAGCCCGCGCUGGCCGUGGUGCUGUUUCUGCAGGAGGAGUAUGGCGAGGAGCAGAUCCUGCAGCUGCACCGCAUGCUGCAGCGCCCACCCUGGCGCCACCACCACACGGAGCGCGUGCAUGGCCGGUUCCUGCCCUAUCUGCCCUGCAGCCAGGAUUACUUCACACUGGCCCCCGGAACCCCACUGUGGGCCAUCAGGCCCGUGCACUAUGGCAAGGAGAUCGUGCGCUUCACCAUCUACUGUCGCCACGACAACUAUGCAGACAGCCUCCGGCUCUACGAGCUGAUCCUGCGCCGCAGCCCCAGCCAGAAGAAAGCCGACUUCUGCAUCUUCCCCAUUUUCUCCAAUCUGGAUGUGGAUAUUCAGUUCUCCCUCAAAAGACUGCCCUGCGACCAGAACCCAGUGCCCACCGACUCCUCCGUGCUAGAGUUCCGGGUGAAGGACAUUGGUGAGCUGGUGCCGCUCUUGCCCAACCCCUGCAGCCCCAUCAGUGAGGGGCGCUGGCAGACCGAGGACCAUGACGGCAACAAGAUCCUUCUGCAGGCACAGAGAUUGCACAGGAAGUUCACCAAACCCAACAGAGCACACCACUCCUAUGAGAAGAAGCCCCAUUCAACGCCUUCACCUACCACCACUGCACCAAUCCGCUCACCGGGCAUCAGCCAGCCAACCCCAUUCCUGGUGCCCAGCCGGAGGAGUUUGCCUCCUGGGCACCAGCAAGAAUGUGCCAGACUAGCCAGCAGUGCCCCUAGCCCUCCCUGGUCUUUCCAGAGAAGCAAGUCCUUGUUUUGUUUGCCCACCCAAGGCCCCUCCCCAGCCUCUUCAGCCCCACCACAGUGGUUUUCAAACAUUGAUGCCCCAGGGCACAGGGCCUCAGAGGGGAACCCUGGUCAUCUCUUCUCCGUUGAUGACUUAGAGGGGGCCCAGGAGACAGAUGUGGACACAGGCCUGCGGCUGUCCUCCUCCGACCUAUCUGUGGUCUCAGCCUAUUCUGCCCCAAGUACAUUCUGCAGCUCGGUGGAAACCUCCCUCCCUUCUGAGAGAUACAGCAGCCACAGGCCAGCACACAAAGGUCCCAGAGAAGAAAGACCUUUGCCUGUAGCCAGCGGGACGACCCCAGAAUCUUCAUGGGGUCCCCUUCCCUUCUUCACCAAAGGGUCUCCCAGCUCCUCAGAGACAGCCAUCACUGUUCCCACAGCUUCCAGUGCUUCGUCUCUCAGAGAUUCGCCCACACAGCUCCCUUCUGACACCCCAAAAAGUACGAGGGCUGACGUAGAUAUACCACCACCCCCAGCACUGGCUGACAUGGAGGAGUUCUACAUCUGAACAUGGCUUGUCUUCCAAACACAAACUCAGACACACGGGCUCAGGUUCCCCAGUGUUCUCAGACCAGGUUCCCAGGUCAGUCUGGAACAUGUUAAUCCGUUUCCAGGAGCUUAGUCGCACAUAUGCCCUGCCACAUAUCCUUAGCCCAGACAGUAUAUUUCUAGGGGUAGGGUGGGAAAAUACUGACAUUUCUAUGCAAAUAAGUACUCCACCAACUUAAGACCUAAAAUAUAUUUGAAUAUUCCAGUAUACAAUUUAAAUGUUUUGUAUAGUUAUUUGAGAUGAAAAGAAAACUGGUCAGCCAGAGCUGAUUUGGCAAAUUUUUCAUACUGUGAAAGUGAAACAAUUAAAGCCAAAAUGUUGAAUGUGAGAUAGAGAGGGAGUGACUUGUAAGAGUUAUCCAUGCACAAUGACAGAAUGUACAUCUUAUUUGAUUUCCCCUGCCCCCCAUAGAUUUACAUGACUGCAAGAAAAUGGCCCUAGAAAUUUGCAAGCCUUGCUUAGAGCGAACAAGCAGCUUAAGAUGGCUGUCAACUUACAUAAGACUACAGAAACCCCUGCAAUAUAUGAAAAUCUGAAUUUGGACCAAAGUGGCUAAUAUGCUUUGAAGAAUUCAGCAUGAGUCACAGAUGCCUGGUGCACUUAAAUUACGAUUUCACUUCUCAAACCUAGAUUUGCAAAUACUUUUUCAACAACACAUCCACUGUCAUGAAUGAUGGGUUGCAGAAGAUCAGUCCGCUGUCAGGGCUAAUGUGGCUCGCCCAGGCAGACACGUUCUUUGGAGAUAAAGUAUAAUAGGAUGUGAAGCAUCAUGAUUACACUGGCUUCUGCAGACUCUUCCACUUUCAAAAGCACAAUCCAAGGACCACAUCCACAGCUCUGUGAAUGACAAAAGCCACAUUUUACACUGUUUUCUUUUUUGAAGAAAUACAUAUGGAUCUCCUGUGUUCUUCGUGUUUUUAAUAACUUGGAAUCUUUCAGCUGGUGUUUUUUUCUUUUGAUUGCACAGAUGAGCGAGUGUCUCCCUUCCCCCAAAGUGGGAAGCCACCCAAAAUACUCGUUCUGAGCAAACACUGCUUCCCUGCUAGCCUUCAUGUGGACACGGGAGCCUUAAUUAAAGCUGGUGCUUUAUCCCAACAUUGGCUUUUCCUGUCUGUUGACCUAUUCUGCCUCCCUGUGAAUGGCAUUUAAAUCUCCCAGUAAGGAUAUGUUUACAACUGCCACAUCAGCAAUGCCAAGUGCAAGCAUCAGGGGCAAUGCCAAGCUGUCUCUGAUGCUAUUUAAUCUUUGCAGAAAAGCAAUGCGGACCUGCAUUGUUCAUUUUUCAGCCUGGUGCUCCUUGCCUGAAUUACUUAUGGCCCACUUUUCUUCUCUGGCAGUGUUCACAUCAGAUAUCACAUGGCCUCCAGGCUGCUGCUACCAGCCAUCAGACUUGAGCUGCCAGUUAAGGUCUUUAGAUCCUGCCUCAAACACCCUGGACUUCCCAGAACUUGAAAUUGUAAUAUUCUCCUCCAAUGUAAAUAAAU